AUGGACACUCGAGAUCUUUUGUGUUCAUCCUGGUUAAUCAUUAUUUUUCUAAAUCAGUCGGGCUGUGAUUGGCUUAAUUGUGCUAACAUUGUUGAAUGUCACUGCAAGUGGGCAUCAGGAAAGAAAACGGCUUCAUGUAUAUCAGCGGCAUUAACACAUUUGCCGCGAUUAGCACCAGAUAUUCAGGUUCUGGAUUUACAUGGAAAUCCAUUAGUAGAACUAAACAAAGACGCAUUCGCGAACAUAUAUUUAUUAAAUUUACAACGAUUAAAUUUAAGUUCAACAAAAUUACAGAAAAUUCACAAAGACGCUUUUAGAGAACUACGAAUACUAAUAGAACUAGAUCUUUCACAGAAUGAACUUAUUCAUCUUUCGCCUGAUACAUUUAAAGGCAACGAUCGAUUAAGACUUUUAGUGCUUAAUGAUAAUCAUUUUAAUGAAUUCGUAGCACAGCAAUUUCCCCCGUUACAGCAUCUAAAGAGACUGGAAAUUUCACGAUGUCAGCUUCGAAAAAUUCAUCCAUUUGCAUUUACGAAUUUAAGAGCCUUGGAAACAAUACAUAUACAGCAAAAUUUAUUAUCUUACAUCCAUCCGAACACGUUUAACUUACCACUGUUGAAAACUCUAACUUUAUCUGACAACCCUUGGUAUUGUGACUGCAGACUACGUUAUUUUCACGAGUGGUUUAUCAAUGCGAAUUUCGGCAAUGAAGAAGUAUUAUGUGCUGGACCAAAUAUUCACGCUCAAUCAUCAUGGCGUGAUAUCAAAGGGCAAGAAAUGAAUUGCCCUCCAACGGUGGUGUCAAGCCCUUCCGUGCUGAGAACAGUAGUUGGAGCUGAUAUCACAUUUGGAUGCUUUGUGAAUGGAGAUCCAAAACCAGUUGUAUCAUGGUUGUUUCACCAUAAAGAAAUUCAAAAUUUUACUUCAGAUAAAAAUAAAAUUUGCAUUAAAAAAUACGAAAUUAACAAUUUAGAUGAGUACAAUAAUGACAUUAUAAACAAAAGUUCACAGUGGGUUAAUGUAACCAUUAGUAACGUGACAGACACAUUUUCAGGAGAAUGGAAAUGUCAUGCAAAAAGUUCUGUUGGUGAAUCUAGUGCAUAUGUGACACUAUAUUUACCUAAAGCGCGUACGGCGACCGCUCGUGCCGCGCCAGAGUACUCUUUUUUUAUUCUAGUAAUAGGGUCUAUGUUAGCAAUGACUGGACUAGGGUUGAUAGCCACUUGUGCCUGCUGGAAGUUUAGGCGUCAAAGGUUACCACCAAGUAGAAGUUUUACUGAUCAAGAAAAGAAGUUACUUGAUUCAUCAUUAGCAGCUAGUUGCGAUAGGCAAAGCGUUGACUUAGAAUCUUCUUAUGCCUUUGAAAUGUUGGAUAGAUCGCUUUCGAUGGAUAGUGAAGGAAGCCAGCGAUACUUAGAGACAGUUCCAACUACUUUAGAAGCUCCUGAAAUGUUUCCUCCACCUCCGAGCGAGUUUGCUUUGCCAGCUCCUUAUGCUAAUAUUUUUAUAUCAGUGCAGUUAUCGGACACACAAGAAGAAUAUCCCGAUUUUUUAGGAGGUGGAGCAACUUUACCGCGUCGAAGCAAAACAUGUUUUCUAGAAUCUGCAUAUGAUAAUAUGGGUCCUAGAGUAACAGCUGCUGGGAAUUCUAAUUGGUCCUUACCGGAAGAUAAUGCAUCAAAUAAUAAAGAUAGUGAGAAAAACAUAAUUACAUCGUUUUCAACAAUCUCAACAGAGUUAACUGCUCUUUAA
Messenger RNA from Parnassius mnemosyne (clouded apollo), 1752 nucleotides. Lineage: Eukaryota; Metazoa; Arthropoda; Insecta; Lepidoptera; Papilionidae. The record is from the annotation of a GenBank genome assembly.